This is a messenger RNA of Pedinophyceae sp. YPF-701, 2358 nucleotides long. NCBI's taxonomy places the organism in Eukaryota, Viridiplantae, Chlorophyta, Pedinophyceae. The record is from the annotation of a GenBank genome assembly.
AUGGCCCGUCCGUGCCGCGCGCUGGAGCAAAUCGACUACUCGUUCUACCUGGAGAUGCGGAACGAGGACAUCACCGAGGAGGCCCUCUGGCUGCGUCUGGAGCCGAUGCUGGGGUACCUGCCGAACCGCGAGCGCGCGCUGGUGCGCGACGCGCUGUCGCUGGCCUACGCGGCGCACGACGGGCAGCUGCGGAAGAGCGGCGAGCCGUACAUCACGCACCCGGUGGAGGUCACGCGGAUCCUGGCGGAGCUGCGGUGCGGGUGGGAGUGCCUGGCGGCGGGCCUGCUGCACGACACGGUGGAGGACACGGACGCGGUGACGUUCGAGGGCGUGGAGGCGCGGUACGGCGCGGCGGUGCGGACGAUCGUGGAGGGCGAGACGAAGUUCUCCAAGAUCAAGAUGCACGCGGACCGCUCGACGACGGUCAAGAAGGACCUCAAGGCCGUCGACCUGCAGCAGCUCUUCCUGGCCAUGACGGAGGAGGUGCGCAUCAUCAUCGUCAAGCUGGCGGACCGGCUGCACAACAUGCGCACGCUCGGGUCGAUGCCGCCGCACAAGCAGUACCGCAUCGCGGAGGAGACGCUCCAGGUGUUUGCGCCGCUGGCGCGCCUCCUGGGGCUCUACUGCGUCAAGGAGGAGCUCGAGGAGCUGAGCCUCCGGUACCUCAACCCCGAGCACUGGGAGGACCUGCGGCGGCACCUGGACCACCUCGCGCGGGAGCAGGCGGGCGUCGUCGGCGAGUGCCAGGCGGCGCUGGAGGACCUCCUGGCGCGCGACCAGUACCUGCAGGACCGCGUGGAGCGCGUCGAGGUGGUGUUCCGGCAGAAGGGGCUCUACUCGCUGUACAGCAAGCUGCGCGCGCAGAGCCGCGGGCGCAAGCCCAUGAUCCACCAGGUCAAGGACGUGGCGCAGCUGCGCGUGGUGAUCGAGCCGCGCGCCGCGGGGGACGAGGAGCGGCGCAGCGCGACGGACACGCAGCUGUGCUACCACGUCCUCGGGCUCGUGCACGCGCGCUGGGCGCCCAUCCCGGGGCGCAUGAAGGACUUCAUCGCCACCAGCAAGCCCAACGGGUACCGCUCGCUGCACACCACCGUGCUGCCCUUCCCCGCGGCGCCCGCCACGCCCGGCGCGCGCAACACCACCGAGGUGCUCCCGCUCGAGAUCCUGAUCCGGACGCGCGAGAUGGAGCGCCUCGCGGAGUAUGGCAUCGCUGCGGAGCACUGGGUGCCCGUGGGCGCGGGCGGGCUGGCCGGGCGGCUCAACGGGCACACCUCCGCGGCGCAGUGCGACCCCGCGGAGGCCGCGGUGGAGGCCGCGGAGGCGUCGCUGAACGGCAACGGCGCGUGCGCGGCGGAGGGCUCCAACGGCGCGGGCCCCGGGGGGCCCAAGCCGCUGAUUGAGCGCGUGAGCAAGGAGGCGCUGGACCGGCGCAUCAACUGGCUGCAGAGCAUCCGGGAGUGGCAGCAGGAGUUCGUGGGGUCGAUCUCGGCGCAGGAGUUCGUGGACACGGUGACGGGGGACCUGUUCAAGCAGGGGGUGUUUGUGUUCACGCCCGCGGGGCAGGUGAUGAACCUGCCCAAGGGGUCGACGGUGGUGGACUUCGCGUACCACCUGCACACGGGCGUGGGCAACACCAUGGUGGGCGCCAAGGUCAGCGGCAAGAUGGUCCCGCCGGAGACGGUGCUGAACAACGCCGAGGUGGUCGAGGUGAUGACGUACUCGGGGCCCGUCACGCGGAACAGCGUGCAGCGCCACCGCGGGUGGCUGGGCGUGGUGACCACGCGCUCGGCGCGCCUCAAGCUCGUCCGGUUCCUGCGCGAGCACGCGUGGCUGCUCGAGGGCGACGACCGCGUGGCGCUGGAGGCGGCGCUGGAGCUGGAGGGCAUGACGCCGUCGAUGGACGGGUCGAGCGCGGAGGAGGAGGACGAGCUGCUCGCGCGCGCGGAGGGCAUGGGCGCCUACUGGCUGGCGGUGGACUGCAACGACCGGUACGGGAUGCUGGCGGAGGUGUCGUCGAUGAUUGCGUCGCACGGGAUCAUGAUCAAGAGCCACGCGGGGGGCGCGCAGGACCCCGUCACGGGCCGCGCGAGCAUGAAGUUCGAGCUCGUCGGGGUGGCCUCGGACAUCAACGCCCUCUGCAGCGCCAUCACGGCCGUCCAGGGCGUCACGAGCUGGUCGCUCGGGUGCCCCACCGAGACCAGGGCGGGCCCCAGCUCCAACGGUCGCGUCCGCAAGGUUGUCGCGGAGGGGGCGGGGGGCAGCACCAACGGGACCGGACCCGCGGGCACGAAGCGAGACGAAUCCGUGCAGGGCGUCGCUGAGGAGGGGGGCGCCCCGGAAGGCCCGCCGGCACCAUGA